ACAAUGGAGGAAAUAAGAUCGGCGAUGGAGCAGCAAAUGGAUCUCAUGGCGGAUCUAGUCCAGAAGCUCUCCGGAGAGCUCCGAACUGGAUUACAGCCUGCCUACGAUAAUUUCUUGGGAUUUUUCCACGCGAUCGAUUGGAAGGAACCUUGGAUUAUGGGAUUAGUGGCGUUUCAUGCUCUGUUGCUACUGGUUACUCUUCUUUCUAGAAGGCAUCUCAACUUCCAUAUGUUUUUGUUCUUAUUGGCAUUGGGUGGAGUAUACUUUGCAGAGAAUCUUAACCGGCUCUUGAAGAAAAACUGGAGGAGCUUCUCAACUCAAGACUACUUUGACCAGCCGGGAGUCUUCGUCUCGACUCUCUGGUCAGGACCACUUCUGGUCAUUGCAAUGAUAAUCCUGAUAAACACUCUCUUCUCGCUUUGCUACUUAAUUGUAAAAUGGAAAAGAGCUGAGCUUAGGCAUCGUGCAAGGCUUGCUCGUUCCAAGCAGGAGUCGUCGAUUUUUGCACUCUUCAACGGCCUCCUCCUUUUCAAAAAUCAAAAAGAGAUUGGAGAGAGAAAAUCUCGAAGAGUCAAGAAAGAGAAACGGAUGGAAGAGGGGCAACGAGUGCUGGGGAAGACGAUCCCUGUCUUCACAGUGCUGAAAAACGGCGCGAUUCUCAAGAACAUAUUCGUCGUCAAUAGCCGCGAUUUUUCGUCGCCGGAUAGAAACGGUAACGCCGUGUGCGACGACGGCGAGGUAGAGGAGAUCCUGCUCGUCGGUCGGCAUCCAGACUGCGAUAUUCUGCUAACGCACCCUAGCAUUAGCAGAUACCACCUGCAAAUCCGCUCUUUACCUUCUCGUCAGAAACUCUUCGUCACGGAUCUGUCCUCUGUUCAUGGGACAUGGGUUACGGAUCAGAAAGUCGAGCCGGAUGUUUGUGUUGAGGUGAAGGAAGGUGAUGUUAUCAGGAUCGGUGGUUCAACAAGGAUCUAUAGACUACACUGGAUUCCGCUAAGCCGUGCUUAUGAUAUCGACAACCCGUUUGUUCCACCACUCGACGCGUCUUUAGCGAUGGAGCAAGACGAAGAGAAUAGAAUGCUUGAAGCAGAAGAAAAUCUAGAUGUUGCAAAUCAGUUACUAGCGAAGAGUGCAUUGGUUGAUGACGGAGAUGUACAUCUGGAUGUGACGUCUGAAGGUAGUGGAUCAUCAGUCCCUAGUGAGGAUGAGGAUACAUAUAUUACGACAAGGGAGAAUUCGUUGCCGCUUGCAUCUCCGAGUGUUUUCACAGUAGCUAGAGAUUCUGUCGAGACAGAUAAGCUACAAUUCAAUGAAGAUUUGCAGACUUUAACAAAGUGGGACUUGUAUGUUGAUGAAGCCGCAGCAGAGAAGCCAAGUAGCUGCUACGCCCAAAGUAAGCAACAGAGUGAUGGUUUAGAUGGUUCUGAAAUUGAAGUCUCUGCAGAGGCUGAUGAAUGGGAUGUAAGAGGAAAUGAAGUUUUGCAUCUGAGUGUGAUGUCAGAGAGAAUGGAGUCAUCAGUCUUAAAUGAAGAUGAGGAUCCAUAUUUAGCUUCAAAUGAGAGUUCAUCGCUUCCACUCCAAAGAGAAUCCAUUGAGACAGAAAAACUACAGCUCACAGGAGAUGUCCAGGCUUCACCAGAAUUGGGCAUAAAUAUUGUAGAAGCCAAAGCAGAAAAUAGUGGCUGCACCCCAAGUAAGGGACAUAUUGAUGGCUGCUUUGAAGGCUCAGAUUGUACUGCAUUUGAAUUGGCUGCGGAGGAUGAGAUUCUGAGCCUCUAUCGAGAAGUCUGUGGAGAAACUGAGAUUGUCACACAGCGACUAAUGGAAGCAUCUCCUGAACCAGUAACUAAGGCUGAAUUUCGGAGUCACGUAGACAAUGGAGAAAUUGAGGUCGCGGGGCAACAUAUUGCAGUAUCUCCCAAUUCAUGUCCUCAAGCUGAGCAACUGUUGGAAAAUUUUAAUGAAGAUGCUCGAGACCUCUUUGGUUCUGAAUUCCAGAGUGAAGUGUCCUUAGAAACUGAUGGUGAGAACCUACAUCAAAAAAUCAAUGAAGUGAAUCCACGAAUGAACAGAGAGGCUGAAAAAGUAUUUGAGGAACGGAGCAACUCAUCAGAAAAUCGGAAAACCACAACAGAAACGGCAGUUGGCUCUGACAGAUCUGGAGACUCUUACAAACUAAGCGAAAUAGGGAGCGAAGGAGUUACUGAUACGGAGGUUUCAUUUUCUUCAACCUUGGCUGCUGAAACAUGUGAGGAUACAAAACUGAUUGAAGAACUACUUUCUUAUUGUACUGAGAGUCAAGAAAAUCAGACCCAGCAACCACAUGCUGUUAGCGAUAAUGCACUCUCUGAGAUGGAAAAGGCUGCUUCUGUUCCAUUACUUGAAGCCUCAGGCUGUUCUGCAUUUGAAUUGGCUGCAGAGGUUGAGAUUCUGAGCCUUCAUCAAGAAGUCAGUGAAGAAAUUGGGUUUGUCACAGAGAAUGUAAUGGAAGCAUCUGACGAACCACUAGCUAAAGUUGACAUCGAGACUCACAAAAACGACGGAGAAACUGAGGUCUUGGGGCAAGUAUCUCCCUGUUCCUUCCCUCAAACUGAGCCAACUUUAACUGGAGAUGCCCGAGGCCUCUUAGGUUCUGAAGUGGCCAUAGAGACUGUUAGUGAGAACCUACAUCAAAAUAGCGAUGAAGAAACGAUCAGCCCAAGGCAAGACAGUGAAGUAUCUGAUUAUUCGUUUGCUGGCAACGAACGUCUUUUAGGAAUCAAUACAGAAGAUAUCCAAAGUCUAUGCUCGAGCUGGCAGCUACUUUCCGAGAGUGAAGUCGAUGCUCCAUUUGAGAUCUCUACUGAAGCAAGAGAUGAGAAUCAAAACUCAGGAAUGUACAAACAGGCUGAAAAAGUAUUUGAUGAAGGGAGCAGUUCGUACCUUUCUGAGGACUUUGAUCAUUGUGGAACACAAAGUUUCUUGUUGACACCAACUCAGAAACCCAGAACAGAAUUGUCAAUUGACUCUGGGAGAUCUGGAGAAUCUUACAGACAAGGUGAAAUAGAGGGUGAAGAAAAUACUGAUAAGGGGAGUCCCAUGGCUGCAGAAACAUUUGAGGAUACAGAACAGAUAGAAGAACUGCCUUCUGAUUAUACUGAAGGCCAAGAAAACCAGACCCCGGAAACACAGUCUGUUAGAAAUGAUGUAUUAUCUGAGCUAGAUAGCUCAAUAAGCUCCUCGAGAAGAUUGAGCACAUGCAACAUUUGGUCUCGGAGGGGAAAAGCUGCUUCUGUUCUUCAGGUCCGGACCAACAGUAGUAAAGGAAAGCAAAAAAGUAUUGGGAGUCAACCAAAAGACCAGUUGCAGAGAAAACAGGCUCUAAGUGCAGAGAAACUGGUACCAGAGAUUUUUACUCCUGACAAAGAGAAUCUCACCCCAAGUUCUCAUAUGUUGAAAAGAUUACAAGAUAUUGGUGACAUAGAAGAUAGCAAGAGCUCUUUAAAGCUUUCCGGAAAACCAUGCUCGUCAAGGAUGCCUUCCAGUAUCGCUGUUUUUACUUCAGGGGCAUUCGCAGAACCAGAAAUCUUCACCCCAGAUAAGGAGAAUCUUACCCCAAACUCUCAUAUGCUAAAGCGUCUGCGAGAAGUUGGUGAGAUUAAGGAUACUAAAGGAUCCUCCUCUAAAGCAACACGUAAACCAUUCUUUGACAUUCAUAUGGAAGAAAACGUGAUGGAGGAACAGAAACAAGAUCUACACAGCAUGAGCAGAAAAUCAAAGUUGAAGCAUGAUGAGGCUGUGGCACCGAAGAAGAAAGCUGUACGGGCACCUUUUCAACCUCAACUUGAGAAAGCUUCUUCCCAAACAUACACUGAGGCUACUACUGCAUCAGCAAGAAACAACAUUUCCAGAGGCAUUCGUUCUUCAUCUAACCUUUCUGAUGGAAAGAACAAGAUGAAGUGGACCAUUGUGCUGGACACUUCUUCACUCCUCGACAAGGACUCUAGGAAGCCACUGCACUUACUACAAGGUCUCAAGGGGACACAUAUGGUCGUACCAAGAACAGUGUUAAGGGAACUAAAUGAGACGAAGCGAACUCGCAGUCUUUUCUUUAGAAGAACAACAGAGAUCGCUUCCUCGGCUCUGGAUUGGAUCGAAGAGUGUAAGGUUAAUACCAAAUGGUGGAUUCAACUCCAAAGCCCAUCAGAGGAAACCAAAGCAAAUGCACCAACACCACCAGUCACUCCUCAGUCAAAUGUCUCAGCUGCAUUCCCGUUUUCAGUUCACUGGAAUCAUAACGCACCAGAGAUCGAUUCUCCUACAUCACAAGAUCAAGUUCUCGAAUGUGCACUUCUUUAUCGAAACCGUAACAUCGACGAAAAACUCGUUCUUCUAAGCAACGAUGUAACUCUCAAGAUCAAAGCCAUGGCAGAGGGUGUGAUUUGCGAGACGCCACAUGAGUUCUACGAGAGUCUGAAGAAUCCUUUCUCGGAGAGGUUUAUGUGGACAGAGAGUUUGCCUAGAGGAAGGACUUGGAGCCGUCUAGACGACGUCGUGCUGAGAGAAAGGUACGAAAACGACCAAACUUAUUCUCCUUACAGGAAGAAGAAGUCAAUGUUCAAUGGAGGAAGAGGAGAGAGUGUUGCAGCAGCAAAAGGCUUAAAGCUCAUAUUACUCCAUAACUCUCACUAUGGUCACAUUCAUUGAUGAUGAUGCAUUAUCCAAGUAAGCUCUCGCUUACACAUGGGUAACAUGGAAUAUUUUUUCUUUAUUUUAGAAAUAAUGACAUUUUCGUAUUAUUAUGACUUUUUCGAUUGUGGAAUUGCAUUUAUCUUCCAACUAUAGAGAUCGUCGUCAUUCCCACAAAAAAUAUAGAAUAUUUGAGUAAAUCCGUUUGUCUUAAAUAGAGACCACAAACUUUGAAAAAUAAUC
This is a messenger RNA of Thlaspi arvense, 4911 nucleotides long. The record is from the annotation of a GenBank genome assembly. NCBI's taxonomy places the organism in Eukaryota, Viridiplantae, Streptophyta, Magnoliopsida, Brassicales, Brassicaceae.